AUGGUCAUCUUCCAUCUUGUGCUUCUGGUGAUAUCCAACCACCUCUCGCCAUACGACGCACUUUUUUUCCACGGUGGCAUCAUUCACAUGGACCUACUGCGACAACUCUUGGCUUCCCCGACAGCAACUACCUGGGCUGUCCUCGUUUCACUGGGUGCGAACAUCGACGAGAAGGGCAUGAUGGAUCCGACGACAUUGAUAAACAGAGUGUUUCCCGAAGAGUACGAUGUUACAAUCGAGCGCACUAUAGAGACCGUUCAGCCGGCCCUUCAGGCACACCCAAUGGGCGCUGAGGUGAAGUUGCUGGGGACCUUGACAGCUCUCAUCCUCAUUAUCGCUAUUUAUUUUCUGUACCCCAAGACACCGCUCAUCAAGAGCAGCGAGAUCAUUGGCUAG
Sparassis crispa is the source of this 396-nucleotide messenger RNA. RefSeq lists its product as hypothetical. The record is from RefSeq and is a predicted model, not a curated record. Bases 1 to 396 code for a protein of 131 amino acids. The transcript has 4 exons. Lineage: Eukaryota; Fungi; Basidiomycota; Agaricomycetes; Polyporales; Sparassidaceae.